This is a messenger RNA of Drosophila simulans, 1320 nucleotides long. RefSeq lists its product as uncharacterized. Lineage: Eukaryota; Metazoa; Arthropoda; Insecta; Diptera; Drosophilidae. The coding region runs from base 24 to 1277 and encodes 417 amino acids. The transcript has 2 exons. The record is from RefSeq and is a predicted model, not a curated record.
AAAGCUAGUAGAAUUUCAACAUUAUGCCGGAGAAAACGACCCACAAGGUGCCAGCGUGGCUGACUGAGGAGUACGUGGAGAAAAAGUUAAGAGUCUACUUCAAGAAUGACACCCUGAAUCUGAAGAAACUGACGAUCAAGCCGGCGAUAGCGAAUGGAGAGAACUACGCCAGCGUAAUGACUCGCAUCAAUGUGGAGUACACUACGAAGGAUUCAAAGGAUAACCAGUCCGCAACCUUUCUGCUUAAGACGACCUUCGCCGACAAAGACCCGGCGGCCCAUUUGCUCAUUAACUACGGCAUCUACACCAGGGAGAUCGACAUGUACGAGCAGAUACUGCCCCGAUUGGCGGAUAUAGUGAAGAACGAGCUCCACGAUUCUCGGAAGUUGUUUGCAGCUACUGUGGGUGUAGAUCGUGAGCGGGACUCGAUUAUGUUCGAGGACCUUUCGCUGGAGAGAUAUAAGGUUGCGUGCAGGGUGAAGAAACUGGAUCUGGAACACACUUAUCUGGUUCUCGAGAAACUGGCGGAUUUCCAUGCAGCGGGGGCAGCUCUGGCUCAGCGGCAGCCCGGAAUCUUUGAAAAGAACUACGACCGUGGAUUCUUUAACAAACAUAUACGAGGCUACGAGCCAAUCAUGAAAAAUAUCCUUAAAGCCUUGUCGCGCGCCCUCGAGUUGACUCCGGAUCUGAAGGAGCGAUACCAGGCGAAGAUCGACAAGUUAAUUGAUAAUGUAAUGGACUACGGCGAGAGAUCGGUAUCUGUCGCUCCCGGCGAUUUUGUGACUCUGGCCCAUGGAGAUAUUUGGACAACCAAUGUCAUGUUCCAGUACGAUGACGAAGGUCAUCCAGUUAAUGCCAUCUUCAUCGAUUUCCAGUUCAGCGUUUGGAAUUCUCCGGCCAUCGAUCUGCACUACUUUUUCUCAACAUCGAUCCACGAAAAUAUUCGUCUGGAGCGUCAGACCGAGCUGGUCCAGUUCUACUUCAAUAAGCUAGUGGAGGCUCUAGGAAGGGUGAAAUAUUCGGGUAAGGUUCCCAGUUUAUUUGAGUUCCAACAACAGUUUCGGGCCAAAGGUUUUUAUGCUGUGUUUGCGUCGUUGAUUUUUGAGCCCACCAUGGUCUACAAUGGUAAGGAGGAGCCGUCAGUUGAGCUGUUCAUGACCAGCGAUGAGAAGGGAGUGCGAAUAAGGGAUGCACUGUAUCAGACGGAGGAGAACCUAAAGAAGUUGCACCUGACUCUGCCGUUCCUUGAUCAACUGGGCUUACUAGACGAAAUGUAAGAAAAUGCUCCACACAAUAAAUAAAUGCUCCUUAUCAGUUAAA